AUGGCUUCCCACAUAGACCCUCUUUCGGCAUCAUCCUUGGAAUCGUCGGCGGCGUACUCGGGAUCGCUUUGCUCGGGAUACUCAUCAGUUGCGCCGUGCGCGCAAACUCUCGCGCACGUGCCACAACGGGGUAGGGCGCGUGCGCGCGGCGGCGGCCAGGAGGACAUCGACGGUGCCGGCAAACGCGCCGACCAGGAGACACCAGCGGCGCCAGGGAGAGUAUCCGUCGCGCAGCCAGCCUCAAGCCCGUACGCGAACGGGGCGACGGGGUUCAGUCGGGUCAGCGCCAACGGGUACAUGCCCAUCCCGGUAUCCGUCACCCGGCCUCCUAUGGCGAAUGCGCCGCAGGCAAGACACACUGGCGUCCCGUCGCUGGCGGUGCGCGCGGGAGCACACCCUCACGUACAUGGGAUUGGGGCAGCGGGAGAGGACGGGCAGCACGCCCGAACGCACGAGGACGACUGCGCGACUUGUCGCCAGAUCCGGGAGCUGCAGCGGCAGCAUGAGGCGCACUAUGCGAACGACGACGGCGCCGAGAGCCCGGCGAGGGGCAGCGCACACCCACCCUCCAGCUCGCACUCGCCCGCCCUCUACGCCCCUCCGGUCGUCACCUCGCCUUCGCCUCGGCGCAACUCCGAGGACGCCUUUUCUCCUGCGGACAGACUCUCGCACAUCGCGAGCGUGGCGGCAGAGGCUUUUCCUGACGUUCCCCCACUGUCACAAUCUCCUCCAAGCCCCGCUCCCCCACCACGGCGCUCAACUCCGGGCGCCGCUUCGCCGCCGCCGCCAUCCCAAGUGAACGACGCUCCUCCAGCUUACACGCCAAUUGCAUCCCCAUGA
Molecule: messenger RNA, 840 nt
Organism: Epithele typhae
Lineage: Eukaryota; Fungi; Basidiomycota; Agaricomycetes; Polyporales; Epitheliaceae
Exons: 2
Coding region: 1-840 (279 amino acids)
Source: RefSeq, a predicted model, not a curated record